This is a messenger RNA of Penaeus vannamei (Pacific white shrimp), 3473 nucleotides long. RefSeq names its product splicing factor 3b subunit 2 (gene Sf3b2). Gene Ontology annotation, cellular component: U12-type spliceosomal complex; nucleus. The record is from RefSeq and is a predicted model, not a curated record. Lineage: Eukaryota; Metazoa; Arthropoda; Malacostraca; Decapoda; Penaeidae.
GGCAAUGUUUAGUUCGCCUCGAGUCGUCUGGAUGUAAAUGUCGAAUGGUCGUUUAGUGGCUCGUGAUUGCUUGUUAGGGUGAUUAAGACCUAACCAGCCAUGGCCGUCACGGAGGAGGAGUUAGCCAAGCUCAGGGUGGUCGACCUGAAGGCCAAACUAUCCGAGCUUGGGCUGCCCACUCAAGGUCUAAAGAGUGAGCUUGUGGAACGACUUUAUCAACACCUGCUUGCCCAGGAAGAGGCUGCCAAUAUGGAAGAGGACAAAGAUGGGGAAAUGGAUGAGGGAGGCCAAGAGGGAGACCACGCAGACCAGCUGGGGCAAGCAGAGAACAGAGAACUGGAGGAGCAGCAGCAGGAGGAGGACAUGGUGGUGGAGGAAGAGGAGGAGGAAGAGGGGCAUGAGAUACACCAGCAGGAGCAACAGCAGGAGCUAAAGCAGCAAGCUCAGCCACCACAGCAAGAGCAAGGGGAACCACCUCAGGAUCAGAAUGAACUCCUUAGGAAGGCAAGGGAACAAGAAGAGAUGUUAGCCCGUCAGAGACAGUUGGAGGAAGAACGACUGAUGCAGCAGAAGGUCAGGGAGCAACAGCGGCUUUUAGAACAGCAGCAGCAACAGAAACAGCAGGAAGACCUGUACCGUCUUCAAGAAGCAGCUCUGAAGGAAAAGCAGAGGGAAGAACACGAGAAACAAGUGCAGCUGCUAAGGCUGCAGAGGGAGGCUCUGAAACAGAAGGAAGAAGAACAUAAAAUACCAGCUGCACCAGCAGGUGCUCCAGGCAUUACGGCCCCAAUCCCACGGGCAUCUGCACCUGCACCUGUAACUCCAGUACCACCAGGGGUUGGCACAGUUCCAGUUCUGGGGCCUCCUGGUGUUAAGGCUUCAGUGGUUGUGCCACCACCUGCAACAUCAUUCACCCCACAUCCUCAAGGACCAAUCAAUGUUGGCGGUCCUGCUGGAUUCACAGGCCCAGCCCCCAUCCCAAGUGCUGGUCUCUUGGGCCCUGCACCAGGGUCUGUGCCCAAGUCCACACCCUCACCACAGCAGCCACCUCUCAGGCCUCCACUUCUUCAAACAGCUACAACUCGAGCACCAACCUCCAUUGCAGCACAGCGUCCGCCUAUGCCUAUGGCAAACACUUCACCCAGACCUCCGGGUGCAGGGCUGUUAGGUGCUGCUCCUCCUACUAUGGGGCCCCCUGGUGAAAACCAAGACAAGAACGAGAAGCCGCCUCCACUUAUGUCCCUGCAUGUAACAGCUCCCAAAGAAGAGACUCCUCGUGAGGUGAAGCUACCACAGGCCUUGGAGCAGGCCCUGGCCUUCAAGACAGAACGUGCCAAGCAGGUGGGUGUGAAUCCAGAAGAUGUGGAGAAGGUUGAGAGAGAAGGACUGGCUGGCAUGGAUGAGCUGGAGAGCCUUCCACCUCAGCCACGUCCCCCUGUGCCUGUGGCCAAAACUCAGCCCUCCUUUAUUCCAACUGGGUAUGAAGAGGAAGACGACGAAGCCCCAGAGGAACCCAAUCAGAAGAGCAAGCAGGAGAAGAGCAAGAAAAAGAAAAAGAAGAAGAGGAAGGGACGUCAUCGCUUCCAGGAGGAGUUGGACAGGCAAAGGAAUGAGAGGUUGAAGAAGGACAAAAGCGAUGCAGAGGAUCCAAACAUUGAGAUUGAAUAUGUGCAGGAUACUAUUGACCUCGAUAUCACUGAUCCUAAUUACAGACAUUUUGCCAAAAUAUUUGAGGCUUUCCGUAUUGCAGAACCAGAGCCAAAGGUGGAAGAGGAGAAAGUGGUUCCCAAGACAGAAAUUCCACUAGUGGAUCCAAAGAAACUUGGUUCAAAGGUUCCAGGGAUUCCCUUGGAUGAUGACGAUGAUGAUGAUGAUGACAUAAAAAAAGAGGAGGAUGAUAAGCCAAAGUUAUCCAAAAGAAAAAUGAAACUGCUUAAGCGGAUGAGCAUUGCAGAACUAAAGCAGACAGUGAGUCGUCCAGAUGUAGUUGAAAUGCAUGAUGUCACAGCAAAGGACCCAAAGUUACUGGUGCACCUAAAAGCCACAAGAAAUACUGUACCUGUCCCACGACACUGGUGCUUCAAGCGCAAGUACCUCCAAGGUAAGCGUGGUAUUGAAAAGCCUCCUUUCGAGCUGCCAGACUUCAUCAAACGUACAGGAAUUAUGGAGAUGAGAGCAGCCUUACAGGAGAAAGAGGAUCAAAAGACACUCAAGGCAAAGAUGCGAGACAAGGUCAGGCCCAAGAUGGGUAAGAUUGACAUUGAUUAUCAGAAGCUCCAUGAUGCUUUCUUCAAGUGGCAGACCAAACCCAAGAUGACAAUACAUGGAGACCUUUACUAUGAGGGCAAAGAAUUUGAAACAAAGAUGAAAGAUAAGAAACCUGGAGAAAUGAGUGAUGAUCUGAGGAUAGCCCUGGGUAUGCCUGUGGGUGCUAAUGCACACAAAGUCCCGCCUCCAUGGCUCAUUGCCAUGCAGCGUUAUGGUCCACCUCCAUCAUAUCCAAACCUAAAAAUACCUGGCCUCAAUUCACCUAUACCUGAAGGCUGUAGUUUUGGUUACCAUGCAGGUGGCUGGGGUAAACCUCCUGUAGAUAAUAUGGGUAAACCUAUAUAUGGUGAUGUCUUUGGUACCCAGAGCAAAGAUUUUGACUCACCGCUAACAGAAGAGGAGGUAGAAAGGACUAUGUGGGGAGAACUGGAAAGUGAGAGUGAAGAGGAGUCAGAAGAAGAGAGUGAGGAGGAAUCUGAUGAGGAUGUCAGUGGGUUAGUAACUCCUGGAGAAACUGGUCUAGUCACUCCUUCAGGCAUUAGCUCAUUACCAGCUGGCUUGGAGACCCCAGACAUGAUUGAAUUGAGAAAGAAACGCAUGGAAACAGAAAUGGAAGGUGGCGACACUCCAGCACUAUACACUAUCCUCCCAGAGAAGCGCACAGAGACCAUGGGACGUGCAAUGAUGGGCUCAACACACACCUAUGACUUGGGAGCUGCAGGUGUAGGUGGGGCAGCAGCUCGUUCAGCACCACAGGGAGUCGAGGUGGCGCUUGAUCCCUCAGAAUUAGAUUUGGUGGACACCGAUGCCAUGGCUGCACGUUAUGAAGCUACUCUCAGGGAACAGCAGAAGGGGGAAGAAGAAGACUUCUCAGAUAUGGUGGCUGAACAUGCGGCAAAGCAGCGGAAUAAGAGAAGGAAGCAGCAACAAGACCAAGCUAAGCCAGCCAAGAAGUACAAGGACUUUAAGUUCUAAGAUGGAUUCAGAGACAUUUCUGUGGCUCUUGAAAAUAUUGUUGUUAAUACGAGAAAUUUAGUUGAGAAUAUGACUUUGUUUUGUAUGUAGAAUGAUUGCCAGAUCUUUUUUUUUCCAUUCUUCCAUUGUAAAGUUGACUUUUUGCUGGAGCCACACAAGUAAUAAAUUGUUUAAAUAUUAUUUUAUCUUUAUUUCAGACAAGAAAAUUAAGAAUAAAAUUUUUAUUGGGU